Molecule: messenger RNA, 1071 nt
Organism: Priceomyces carsonii
Lineage: Eukaryota; Fungi; Ascomycota; Pichiomycetes; Serinales; Debaryomycetaceae
Exons: 1
Coding region: 1-1071 (356 amino acids)
Biological process (GO): chromatin remodeling; positive regulation of pseudohyphal growth by positive regulation of transcription from RNA polymerase II promoter
Cellular component (GO): nucleus; RSC-type complex; nuclear chromosome
Molecular function (GO): transcription coregulator activity
Source: RefSeq, a predicted model, not a curated record
AUGACGGUAACAACCUCAACCAAAAAAGCUUUUUACCCUCAGGCCUUAUCAACGGGGUUAUCAGUAAGGAUUGCGAAGGAUCCUGACAACAGCUUGAUAGUUACCUCUGGCCCAACAGGUAGGUCGGCCAAAAGAAACACUCAACAGAUCAACUAUGCAGAAUUCGAUAAUUAUAAUGAUGACCUUGAGUUUGAAGAAAAUCCAUCAUCAAGUAAAUCAAUAGCUGCUUCUUUGAACAAUCAACUUGCGCCUAAUAGCCAGAAGCUUAUGCUAAAACCAGUUCGCGCGACACCUCAAUUAAAGAACAUAACAGAGUUACUGAAUUCAAGCGACCUAGCUCAUAGAAGUGAUCAACUCAUUCCUAUAAAGAUUAGUUUAGAUUACAAUGGGGGCAAUUCAAAGCUAGUGGAUUUUUUUAUGUGGAAUUUAAAUGAGCUAGUGAUUACUCCCGGUCAAUUUGGAACAAUACUUUGCAAUGACUUAGAAUUGCCAUCCUCAUUGGAACCAGAAAUAGCUGAGUCUAUAACCAAACAAGUUGAGGAUUAUAAUUAUGUUUCCUCUUUGCAACUUCCCCAAAAUAUGGAGUUUCACGUCAUAAUAGAUCUAGCAGUGAACUUAAAUAAAAAGCUUUAUGAAGAUAGAUUUGAAUGGGAUUUGGCACAAAAUCUUGUCACUCCUGAAGACUUUGCUAAUAUAGUCGUGGCCGAUAUGGGCCUUUCUCUUGAAUUCAAGCCUGCUAUUUCGCACUCACUUCACGAGGUGAUUCUAAGAUUGAAGAAAGAAAUAAGUGAAGGGACCUACAACCAUGAACUUCACAAAUAUCAACAAUUGGGUGGCUUGAUCUUCGAAAGCGGAAUUCGGAUAACUACAGAAGGUAGCAUACAUAAUGGAACCGAUCAAUGGGAGCCAAUCGUUGAAAUAUUAACACCCUGGGAAAUCGAAAAACGUGAAAUCGAGAGAGAGAGAAAUAUACGAAGAUUAAAACGUGAAAACAUGAAGAGAGAAGUUGAUGAUUAUGGACCUAAUAAACGCAGAGCCCAUAAAAGGAGGCAUGAUGAUCUUGACUGGUGA